CCUAAAUGAAAGAUUAAUACCCCGAAUGAAUUGCAGAUUUCUGAGAAAGAAAAAAGAAAUUUAUUAAAUACAAUAAAAUGGUUGCAACACAAGAUGUUGAAAUGGAGGUGGUGGAAAAUGUAGAACAAGAUCCAGAAGCAUUAAAGAAGGAUGCAGACUUAAAUGCAAUGCAAGAAAUUCGUGAACACGUAAAACAAAUUGACAAAGCAGUCUCAAGUAAAGAACCUCGAUUUAUUUUACGAGUUUUACGUACAUUACCGAACACUCGUCGAAAGUUGAACGCAAAUGUUUUGAGAACUUUAGCAACUCAACUUUAUCCAAUUGGAUCUGAAAGAGAAGCGAUUGUAGUAUUCUUAGAAGAAUGUCCAGGUGAUCAAGAAGUUGCUCGUCCUCGAACAGCUGUUAAAACGCCAUUACCAGAAGUCGAUGCAUAUUUUCAUCUGUUAGCGCUUGUUCGAUUAUUGGAUGCAAAUUUGCUCGACAAAGCAUCAAAUUGCGCUCAACAACUUAUGAAUAAAAUUAUGACACAGAACCGUCGAUCAUUAGAUUUGAUUGCAGCAAAAAGUUACUUUUACCAUUCUCGUGUCGCUGAGCUUACAAAUAAACUUGACACGAUUCGUGGCUUUCUUCAUGCUCGUUUGAGGACAGCAACACUGCGCAAUGAUUUUGAAGGACAAGCUGUCCUUAUCAAUUGUUUGUUACGGAAUUAUCUUCAUUAUUCACUUUAUGAUCAGGCUGACAAGUUAGUGACCAAAACCGUUUUCCCUGAAUCUGCUAGCAACAAUGAACAUGCUCGUUUCCUGUACUAUUUGGGUCGCAUAAAAGCUGCUAAGUUAGAGUAUACCGUUGCUCAUAAGCAUUUGAUUCAAGCAUUGCGAAAAGCACCUCAACAUGCUGCGAUUGGAUUCCGUCAAACUGUUCAAAAGCUUGUGAUUGUUGUCGAACUGUUGCUUGGAGAUAUUCCCGAACGUCAGACGUUCCGUCAAACUGCUUUGAGACGUUCUCUUGCGCCUUACUUCCAACUCACGCAAGCUGUGCGUUUGGGAAAUCUUCAACGGUUUGGUGAAGUUCUCAAUAAUUUUGGCGAGCAAUUCCGUCAAGAUCACACGUUUACUCUCAUUAUUCGUUUGCGUCAUAAUGUCAUCAAGACAGCGAUUCGUUCAAUUGGUUUGUCAUAUUCACGAAUUUCGCCAGCUGACAUUGCAACAAAACUCGGAAUUCACUCGAAAGAAGAUGCGGAAUUUAUUGUUGCGAAAGCAAUUCGUGAUGGUGUAAUUGAGGCAACUUUAGAUCCUGAAAAGGGUGUGAUGAGAAGCAAGGAAAGCACCGACAUUUAUUCAACACGCGAGCCACAACUUGCUUUUCAUCAACGAAUUGCUUUCUGCUUAAAUCUUCACAAUCAAAGUGUCAAGGCGAUGAGAUAUCCACCGAAAUCUUAUGGAAAAGAAUUAGAAAGUGCCGAAGAGAGAAUUGAACGUGAACAGCAAGACUUGGAAUUAGCAAAGGAAAUGGCCGAGGAAGAUGACGACGGAUUUUAAGCUGUCAGUUCUCAGCUUGAGAUAAGCUUUUAUAUUGAAUCGAGUUUUGUAUUCUUUAAUGAAAACUUGAGAUUUUUUCAAUUUCUCUUUUUUAAAUGAAGAAGAAUAAAUAAAGGAAAUUCACUUAAAUCUUUAUAAA
Clunio marinus is the source of this 1677-nucleotide messenger RNA. Lineage: Eukaryota; Metazoa; Arthropoda; Insecta; Diptera; Chironomidae. The record is from the annotation of a GenBank genome assembly.